AUGGCAUCGUAUGAAGCCUUGUAUGGUAGAAAGUAUAGAUCAUUGAUUUGUUGGACUGAACUUAGGGAUAGGGUCUUACUUGGACUUGAACUAGUGCAAACAACUACUGACAAAAUCAAAGUUAUCCAACAAAGGCUCAAGAUAGCACAUAGUCGGCAAAAGAGUUAUGCAAAUGUUACAACACCUAUUGAGUAUGAGGUUGGCGACCAUGUGUUCAUUCGUGUAGUUCCGAUGAAAGGCCAAUCAAGAUUCAGUAAGAAGGGUAAGUUAUCACACUGUUACAUUGGGUCGUUUCAAGUUUUGGAAAGACUUGGGCCAGUUGCUUAUAGAGUUGGUUUACCUCCAGGAAUGGGGCAAAUGCACAAUGUGUUCCAUGUAUCAAUGUUGUGGGGUUAUCUCCGAAACCUGUUCCAUGUCAUUAAUUACCACCAAACAGCACUUGAUGAGAAUAUGGAAUAUGAGGAAUGGCUAGAACAGAUCAUUGACCGACAAGUGAAACAACUGAGAAACAAAUCUAUUCCAAUGGAAAAAGUGGAAUGGAAAGAGCAUUAUGAAAGGGAAGCUACUUGGGUAAAAUAUGAGAUGCGACAACGCUAUCCACAUCUAUUUCUGAACGGAAGUAACAUAAGUUUGGAGGACCAACCUUCCUAA
This is a messenger RNA of Camellia sinensis, 651 nucleotides long. RefSeq lists its product as uncharacterized. NCBI's taxonomy places the organism in Eukaryota, Viridiplantae, Streptophyta, Magnoliopsida, Ericales, Theaceae. The record is from RefSeq and is a predicted model, not a curated record.